Molecule: messenger RNA, 1388 nt
Organism: Oncorhynchus masou masou (cherry salmon)
Lineage: Eukaryota; Metazoa; Chordata; Actinopteri; Salmoniformes; Salmonidae
Gene: ubxn8
Product: UBX domain protein 8
Exons: 8
Coding region: 357-1190 (277 amino acids)
Cellular component (GO): endoplasmic reticulum
Molecular function (GO): ubiquitin binding
Source: RefSeq, a predicted model, not a curated record
AUGCACUACUAAACAAAGCCAUAGCAAACAAAAAAACGUUUGCAAAGGGUAAAGGCUACAAAACGCAGUCCACUGUUAGAUACUGGUUUUGGAAACAGAGAACUGUACGGCCAAAAUCCAUCUUGCUCCAUCUUCUCCCACUGCCGGCUAAAUGUGCUUCCUCUCAUCACCAUAUUUGGCAGUGAGUGGAAACGUCAACCGGAUGCUUCACAUUUAUACAUCCAGUAAAAUAUCUGGCUCAUGGUUCUAGCUGUGGUUGAGAUAUUUACAGCGGAAGAAUAUUGUAAGAAAAAAAUGUAUUAAAAAAAAAAAGACACGCAGUAAAAACGGGAUAGCUUGGAGAACGAUAUUAUAAAAUGUCUUCGUCAAAGACAUCUUGGCUUUUGGGGACCUUGUUAAUAUCAAUACUUUGUUUUGUUUCUUGGAAACAUUCAAUAAUCGAUGUGAGAGGUGCCUUUCUAUUGGUGGGGCGAGGUCUGUUGCUGUUGGGCCUGUCUACCUUGAUGGUGUCAUAUUUUUAUCCACGCCUGAGGUCUUUGUUCUCUUCCAACACCCGAUCAACAUCUGAAUAUUCUGAAGAUGAGGAGGCAAAACAAAGACAAAAGCAGGCAAGGGAUGAGCUGCAGGAGAAACACAGUGAGAAGGCCUUCUCUUACCAGGAGUCAGUGCUGAGGCCUCGUCAGGAGUCUUCCAUGAGAAAGAAAGAAGAGCGAUUCUACCGCAUGACGGGAGAGACCUGGAAGCUGACUGACGGAGAACAACUUGGGGAAGGAGAAUCGUUAGGGCAGAGUGCCCAUGAGGAUGUUGAUGGGACACCCAAUCAGGAGGCAGUAAGAAGGAGGAAACUGCCAGAGAGUGCCACCAGACUCCACCCCAAACCUGAGGUCCCUCCCCAAAAAAGGGUGGUCGUUUUACCAGAGGAGCCAGCAGAGGAUGCUGAAGGGGUUGUACGGGUGGCUUUGAGAUGCCCAAGUGGAAGAACAAUUCACAGAAGAUUCCUGAAAUCCGACAGCUCCUCGGUUCUUUUGGACUGGUUGCUGAAAACAGGAUAUCACCCUACACUCUAUACAUUAUGCACCACCUACCCCAGACAACCCUUGGUCAUUGGGAAAGACAUAAGCAUGGGGGAUGCAGGCAUUUUAACACACACAGUAUUAAAUGUGGAAGGGAAAGAUCCCUCCACGACCUGAGGAAAAUAACAAUAUGGGCAACUGGUUACUGGAUCAUGGAAGGCGUCAGAACAGCAAAUCCUUGACAAGGGAACGAAGCUAUAAACUAAGUCCAUAUUGCAUGGAUUCUUAAUGUCAGAACCAAGUAUACAACCAGUGUACUUCUUUCAUGCUCUGUUGUAUGAAUUACUGUUUCAUUAAAACUUUGCUACACAAACA